Molecule: messenger RNA, 2842 nt
Organism: Pyrenophora tritici-repentis Pt-1C-BFP
Lineage: Eukaryota; Fungi; Ascomycota; Dothideomycetes; Pleosporales; Pleosporaceae
Source: RefSeq, a predicted model, not a curated record
AUGUCCGGCGGCUCAGCACAUGUGCAUGUGCAUGCUGAACAUGAGGCGGCCGCACGCAGCAAAGCGUUACCGCUGUCGUUGCCGUUGAUGACCUCCCUCUCUAAUGUGGCAGCAGGAAGCUCUCACCACAAAGGCAGCCGGUUGCCCACCAUUCAGCCUGCGUCGCCGAACAAGGGCGCGCCGCACGCUUCACCAACCUCCAACCGCCCUGCAUACUUUGCGAUCCCAAAGGGCCACCCACAUGCGACUGCCAUUGUCAGUUCUGCGUCGUCGACUACUGAAUCACUAUCCGAGUUGACACCGUCAUCGUCGCGGGAUUCGCUACCGCACCCCCAAGGGCGCAACGGCCCUACCACGCCCCAGAAGCAGUCGCGUAACAACCGGCGGAAGACUCCAACAAAGUCGGGUGGCAGAUGGAGUAGAGGAGGCGCUUCUUCAGAUGACACGGCCACCGACCGCAAACCGCCCACCUCCCAGCCAGCUGAGCACGCGCAGAGCACCACCCGCUCCCCCCACACUUCGUCCAAGACACGCCACCAACCCUCUAUUGCUACCAACACCCCAUCGAACCACCAGCCGCGAUUCAUGGCAACAGCCUUUGGAGGUCCUUCGGGUGACUCGCGACGGGGAGUAGUAUCUCCUCGCCCCAAGGGUCGCGAAGCCAAAAACACACUCUGCCGCAAUGUCACCAUCUACGGACACUGUCGGUACGAGAAUACCUGUCCCUAUAUCCACGACAGCCUCAAGUUAAACCAGAAUGAGAAUACCAAGAAAAGGUUCAAUGUAGACUCCCCGUCAUUCACGCCGCUGCAGGCAAGCACCAAUGGAUCCGUCACACCUUCGUCUCGCAGCGCUGCCAUUUCGCCCAAGGCGGCGAACGCGGCUGUCUUUACGCCCAAAUCGCAACGCUCCACCGUUACUACACCGCACAUGCACGCGAAAGAGCCUGCCAUCGAUUGGCAUACGCAAGAUUUCCAAGAAUUCGUUCCCCAGAACUUUGAGAGCCAGCAGAUGGUCGAUCCCAAUGUUGGCUACGAUCCCUUCAGUACUCCCACCAAUAUCUCUUCAAUGGCCGGCCCAAGCCACCAACCGCCUACCAUCAAUCCCUAUGCUCAAGAUGCCUCGGCGACGUACUUUCAAAACGCCAAUGCUUUCCAAAACCCAGCGUACCACUUGUACUGGCCGGUAGGACCGCAACCAAGCGGGCUUUUAGCUUAUCAGCGAACGGCGCAUGACUUUUUUAUUCCGGAUGCCUUACGAGAAGAAUUACAGAAAAAGGCGGAAAUUGCGCGACAAGUUGCUCCUAAUAGCACUUUGCCAGCUAUCGAGCAGUUUCAUUCUUUGUUUUGCUUGGAUAUUUCGCCACAAAAGAACACAGCACCGUUCGGCUAUGCCAGCUGGAUCUACAAAGCCGUGUCUAGCAAAGAUGGCAAGACGUAUGCGCUACGCCGUCUGGAAAACUUUCGUCUCACGAGCGAGACUGCCAUUAGGUCUGCUCAACCCUGGAAACGCGUCUUGAACGGCAAUGUGGUAACCAUCCAUGAAGCAUUUACCACUCGCGCUUUCGGCGACAGUUCCUUGAUCCUGGUCACAGACUACCACCCAAACUCCAAGUCGCUUGCUGACGAACACUUCAAACCAGCGCAACGGUUCCAUGGUAGGCAGCCAACGUCAUCCCAUGUACCAGAGCAAGUGUUAUGGGGUUACACUGUCCAGAUUGCAUCUGCUUUAAAAGCCAUACACGGGUCCGGCUUGGCUGCAAGGCUGAUAACGCCUUCGAAAAUACUCCUUACGUCCAAGAACAGGAUACGAUUGAACGCAUGCAGUAUCAUGGAUAUCGUUCAGUUCGACAAUGCUCGUCCUGUUUCCGAACUCCAAGCCGACGACUUUAUCCAGCUCGGACGAUUGAUACUUUGCAUCGCAAAUAACAAUCCCACGGCUCACUUGCAGAUGCAAAAGUCAAUAGACUACAUCACUCGGAGUUAUACAGCCCGCCUCAAGGAAUGCGUUCAGUGGCUUCUCAACCCUCAACCGUCAUCCGGAUCGCCAUCGUCUCCUACUUCACCUGUGCCGAUGCAGAAAGACAUUGAUACCUUCCUUGCGGGCAUCGCUGAUCAGUUCGCUUCCGUUUUCGACAGUGAGCUACAUGCUCAGGAUACACUGAUCGUCAACCUUGGGAGAGAGUUAGAAUCAUCAAGGCUAGUCCGCCUGCUUAUCAAACUCAGCAUGAUCAAUGAGCGACCCGAGCUAGACGCCUCCCAAAACAUGCCAGGAAAUGCUGGUGCAAGUUCAUCCACGGUAUGGGCGGAGACAGGAGAACGCUACUACCUUAAACUUUUUCGCGACUACGUUUUCCACCAAGUGGAUCAGAACGGUCAUCCAGUUACCGAUCUGGCGCACGUGUUGGACUGCUUGAACAAAUUGGACGCGGGUACCGACGAGAAGAUACCGCUCAUAAGCAGAGACGAGCAGAAUGUUUUGAUCGUCAGUUACCGCGAGGUGAAGCGGGCGCUGGAGUCGGCCUUCCAAGACUUGGUACGAGCGGGACGGGCGUCUGGGAAAUAGGAUUCUUCAGACUAGGUUCCGCUUGCUAACCUCAUAGUGAACAGCGUGAACGAGAGAAUUUCACGAGGAGACCCUCAAGGGUCUCGUCAUUGUCGAAUCACGGCAGAGGAUCAUAGUAAGAUGUGAAGACAAUUGAAUGGGUUGGGUUGUUAUGAGAUGUAGUUGCAUGAGUUGUACGAAUGGCACAGUUGUUGAAUUGCUGGAGUGGUUGGAAACGGGAUGGAAUGCAAGACGUAGAUUAUUCAUAACGCAAUUCAACGCUUUUCGGCUUCAUUCA